Messenger RNA from Vigna unguiculata (cowpea), 2245 nucleotides. RefSeq names its product pentatricopeptide repeat-containing protein At4g33170-like. NCBI's taxonomy places the organism in Eukaryota, Viridiplantae, Streptophyta, Magnoliopsida, Fabales, Fabaceae. Gene Ontology annotation, biological process: RNA modification. The record is from RefSeq and is a predicted model, not a curated record. Gene Ontology annotation, molecular function: zinc ion binding; protein binding; RNA binding.
UAAAAAAAUGUAUGAAAUUUAUUUAAAUUGUUCAAAGGUGAACGAGUGUGUGUGUUUUGAGGUUCCAAGUGUUUAAACCUGAGUUUGAAGCUGAAAGUGUUGUGAGAAAUGGAGAUGAAAGAGAGUGAGUAAUGGUGUGGUGUGAUGAGAAGGAGAAGGAAGGAAUGGAUCCCCGUGCGAUGCACGCUCGGGCCAUACGAUCGGAGAGCAAAGACCGUGCAGUGUGGAACAAACUCAUAACAAACUACUCCAAAUCAAACCUCUCUUCCUAUGCCCGUUCCCUCUUCCAUCAUCUCCCUCGUCCUCCCAACGUCGUCUCAUGGAGCGCUCUCAUCUCCGGCCACUCCAACACUCUCUUCUCCCUCCGCCACUUCCUCGCCAUGCUCCGCUACCCCACUCUCCCCAACCACCGCAUUCUCGCUUCCCUCUUCGAAUCCUGUGCCACCGUCUCCGCCCUGUCCUUCGCCCUCUCGCUCCACUCCCUUGCGUUUAAACUCGCCCUCGCCCGCAAUCCCUUCACCGCCUCCUCCCUCCUCUCCCUCUACUCCAAGUUCCGCAUGCCUUUCAGUGCCCGCAAAGUGUUCGACGAUAUUCCCCACCCGGAUAAUGUCUGUUUUUCCGCCUUGGUCAUUGCUCUCGCUCAGAAUUCCCGCUCUCUGGACGCUUUAUCCGUCUUCUCAGACAUGGCACGUCGGGGUUUUGCGUCCACUAUUCACAGCGUUUCCGGGGGUUUACGCGCUGCGGGUCAGCUAGCUUCUUUGGAGCAGUGUAAAAUGAUGCAUGCACACGUAAUUGUUGCGGGGUUUGAUACCAGUGUGGUGGUGGGUAGUGCUCUCGUUAAUGGGUAUGGUAAAGCUGGUGUUGUUAGCGAUGCGAGGAGGGUUUUUGAGGAUAGUUUGUCUGAUAUGAAUAUUGUGGCAUGGAAUGCGUUGAUGGCUGCUUAUGCGCAGCAAGGGGAUUAUAAAUCUGCUUUUGAACUGUUUGAGUCUAUGGAAGGUUGUAGACUUGUGCCCGAUGGGUAUAGCUUUUUGGCGAUCCUGACUGCUUUGUGUAAUGCUGGGAUGUUUCGGCAGAUUGAUCAGUGGUUUACGAGGAUGAUUGUGAAUUAUGGUUUGGAGCCGAGUUUGGAGCAUUGUACAUGUUUGGUGGGUGCAAUAGCACGUACUGGAGAAUUUGAUCGUGCUGAGAGGGUUGUGUUGAAUAUGCCGUUUGAGCCGGAUGCUGCAGUUUGGCGAGCUCUGCUAUCAGCUUGUUCGUAUCUUGGUGAGGCCGACAGAGCUUGGUAUAUGGCAAAGAGGGUAUUAGAGCUAGAGCCGCAUGAUCCUUUUGCUUAUAUUGUUGCUUCUAACGUGUUAUCGAGUGUGGGGAGGUGGGAUGAUGUUGCAGAAUUGAGGAAGAUGAUAAAGGAUAGGAGGGCGAAAAAAGUAAUAGGGAGGAGUUGGAUUGAAGUGCAGGGAGAAGUUCAUGUGUUUGUGGCGGCAGAUUGGAAGCAUAAGAGGUCCAAGGAAAUUUAUCAGAAGUUGCAAGAGCUUAUGGGGGAUAUUGAAAAAUUGGGGUAUGUUCCUGUUUUGGAUGAGGUGUUGCAUAAUGUUGAGGAGGAAAAGAGAAAAGAGGCUCUUUGGUAUCACAGUGAGAAGUUGGCUGUUGCGUUUGGGGUGUUGUGUGGAUCUGCACUACCAGGGAAGCCGUUAAGGAUUGUGAAGAAUUUGAGGAUUUGUAAGGAUUGCCACGAGGCUUUUAAGUAUAUGACAAGAGUUUUGGAAAGGGAAAUUAUUGUGAGGGAUGUCAACAGAUACCAUAGAUUUGUGAAUGGUAACUGUACGUGUAGAGACACAUGGUAGAAUAUGUUAGUGACUGUGAAUAUGUUAGAGGGUUAUUUCAAAUAGCAGAGGAUACUGAGAAAGAGCCUGAUUUUUCACAUAGUGUUUUAAUCACUUGAAAAACUGCAUCAUAUACAGAGAGACAUCGGGGAGAAUGGAAUGGAGAAAGCUUGAAUGUUUUUGGAAUUUGUCAAUGUCAAAACACGCCUCAUCUGUCGGUCAAAGAAGUGAAAGUUUCUUCACCAUUGGCUGCCUUGGGGACGUCUUUGAUUGGUAAAUUCAACAGCUUAUACAAAACUCAAUACUCACUUCUUACUUGGUCUAAAGAAUGAAUUGUCAGUUUCAAAGGCUAAAGUUAUUGAAAGAUACAACAUAUAUUAUAGAUAUUCUUCUACAGAUGUUGCUGCAAAGCAUACAAUUAUUGA